Molecule: messenger RNA, 1106 nt
Organism: Magnolia sinica
Lineage: Eukaryota; Viridiplantae; Streptophyta; Magnoliopsida; Magnoliales; Magnoliaceae
Exons: 3
Coding region: 91-417 (108 amino acids)
Source: RefSeq, a predicted model, not a curated record
CAAACGCAACCCUCGCCCCUUGUCUCUCUAUAUUAAUUUCCCUUUUGCAAUCCAAUCCUGAAAUCUCCAUCCGCCCAUGAACUGAUCGAAAUGGACAACAAUCGACGGUCCAGAUCUUACUACGUCGUUCUUGGCGUCGAUAGGGAUUCCUCCGCCUCUGAAAUACGAACUGCUCAUCGGAAGCUCGCAUUGAAAUGGCAUCCAGACAGAUGCAUCCAAACGCCUCUGCAUGCAGAAGAAUCGAAGAGGAGAUUUCAGCAAAUUCAAGAAGCUUACACAGUUUUAUCUGAUCAAAGGAAGAAAAUGAUGUAUGAUGCGGGAUUGUACGAUCCAGAUGAAGAAGAGGAUGAGAUGAGUACAAUUUCACACACAAAGGUCGAUUUCCUAGUCCGACGGACUAUUGAAGUGAAUUCGUAGUCCGCCUUGAAUUGGUAAUCCUAGCCAUUCCAAUCAUAGGAGCUCCAAUAUGGUGAAAAGAAGACCGACCAUGGCCUAUCCGUAAUGAGGCCCACCAAUUUCAGUGUUCCGAGGUCUACCCAUCUUUCAGCAUUUGUAAUUUGUAAUUAUUUUUUUUCCCAUUCUUUCAGGUUUUUUCCGAGUUUAUGCAGGAAAUGCUGUCGCUCAUGGCUACCGAAAAGAGAAAGGUAUCAAGUUUUCUUUUAUUUUUAAUUUUGCUAACUGCCUUUUAUCGUUGGUUUACCAAUUCCACGAGCGCGUGGGAGCGUUGCCCAUUCACACGCUGCCUCACGUGUCAAUGUGAGAUGCGCGUGCGAGAUCUGAUUUUAUAAUCAGGUGCCAGCACUGCUUCAUUUCUUCUAACCUAAAAAAUCAGGCCAUUUCACAACUCAUGUGGGCGUCAGCAUCCAAAACAAAUGGACGGCUAGAAAAUUUUGUUUUAGCCAUUAGGUUUAUGGAUGGUGGCCCACGUGAGGAGUUGAAGCUGCUGAUUUUUUUUGGCAGAUGGAAACCUCAGAUUCACACGUGACACGUAUGCCUACAUGCGGAUGGUUAGCGCUUGUUGUUGCAAAUAUUACGCUAGUCCCUUACGGAUAACCGGUACUCUUCGGUUGUUAGAAUGCUAAGUGCACUCGCGGUUGUGAGAGGCC